AUGGGGUGCGAUGGUGGUACAAUUCCUCGCCGUGAUGAACUAGUGCGACUGAAGAAAAAACCAGAGCAGAAAGACAAAGAUUCUGAAAGACAAUUUCGUUGGAAACAUUGUGCACUUACCCAGUUGAAGCUCCAGCAACCGAUUGUAAUGUGUGGCCUAGGCAGAUUGUACUCGAAGCAAAACGUCAUUGAAGCUUUGCUGGAUAAGGAGAAAAUAACCGAAUCCUGUGCCCACAUCAAAUCCCUGAAAGACAUCAAAAACCUUAAUUUAACGGCCAAUCCUGCCUACAACGAAUCAAAAGAUGACAAGAGUUCCCCGUACAUUUGUGCAUUGAUUGGACUUGAAAUGAGUGGACAAUUCCGUUUUGUUGCGCUGUGGACGUGUGGUUGCGUAUUUUCAGAACGUGCGCUAAAGGAAGUUAAGGAUAAAGUCUGCUCUGUGGUAAGUAUUUGCCAAACACCGUAUACCGAGGAAGAUGUUAUCAUCCUAAAUGGCACGGAAACGGAAAUGGAACAAAUGCGUGUCAAGAUGGAAGCAAGAAAUGUUCGAACAAAAUCUGCAAAGAAGUCAAAGGGGAGCGUUUCCGGAUCGUCAAAAACUUGUGACCCGGAAAUAAACGAUACAAAAAUAGCUAGUUCGUCUGCUAAGAUCACUGGCGAAGGAAGCAGUAAAGGAAGCAGCAAACCGAUCGUUCCCAAUAAGCGUGCGCUGAUAAGUGACAAAAUCGGGGAGGAUCCAGUUUUUAAAAAAUCCAAGGACGACUAUAGUGUUGCAAAAGAUCCAAAGGCAUCCGCCGUGUACAAAUCACUUUUUACAUCUCAUGAAAGUGAAAAAGAUCAAAAACGUGCUCAUUGGGUCACUUAUAAUCCAUUCUACAACUAAGGUUGUACAUGUUCUUUAUACCAUAAUUGAUCACGUUUUCUGCUCCGCUCGUUGAUGAAAUAUUUCAUUAUCAAUUGAGUUGACUUAGCCUAUCAUCUUUAUUUUCCGUAUUAGACAUAAUUCUGCUGCACUAUCUGAGGAGUUAUCAAAAUCGUAUAAUUAAAACAAAUAUAUGACAAGGAUAAUAAAUCUUAUGAAAUGUGCAUACUAUAACACCCAACAACUAUCUUCUUCGUUAAA
Molecule: messenger RNA, 1122 nt
Organism: Anopheles nili
Lineage: Eukaryota; Metazoa; Arthropoda; Insecta; Diptera; Culicidae
Product: replication termination factor 2
Exons: 4
Coding region: 1-882 (293 amino acids)
Biological process (GO): site-specific DNA replication termination at RTS1 barrier; mitotic DNA replication termination
Cellular component (GO): nucleus
Source: RefSeq, a predicted model, not a curated record